Pecten maximus is the source of this 2579-nucleotide messenger RNA. Its product is annotated as hemicentin-2-like. Lineage: Eukaryota; Metazoa; Mollusca; Bivalvia; Pectinida; Pectinidae. The transcript is spliced from 14 exons. The record is from RefSeq and is a predicted model, not a curated record. The coding region runs from base 16 to 1584 and encodes 522 amino acids.
ACUGAUGGCGAUGAAAUGAUUCAAUGGAUAGACGCGCUGUCUGUCUCUGGUGGCGGUGAUUGUCCCGAAUAUACAAUAUCUGGAAUACGGGCAGCUAUAGGACUAUCUGAAAUAAAUUCGAAAGUGUAUGUUUUUACUGACGCGGACGCUAAAGAUGCCAUUAAUGCUAACAUUGCCAUACGUGAAGGAAAUGCGAAAGGGAUAACUGUGGAAUAUCUACUGACCGGAAGGUGUUAUUAUCGGAGACGCAGAGAUACUUUAUUAAGACAAAGGCGAGAUCUGGCAACGUUUCAAACUAUCGCAAAAAGUACAGGAGGAACUGUGUAUCAAAUCGGAAGUAACGAGCUCUCCACUGUCCUUGAUCAAUUACUUGAGGAAAGCUUUACGUCCUCGACAGCGGUGAUGGACUAUUUUGUCCAAACAACAUCAGAUGGCCACUACAUGGAUAUCAAUGUAGACAGUGUAACAGACAGUCUUAUAAUCACUAUAUCGGGUCCAUAUAGUGAAACGGAGGCGUCCUUAGCAGACCCAACAGGAACAGUAGAAUUGUUUUCAUCAGGAAAUGCUGUUCAGUCUAUUUCCAGUAAUAGGAUCACCAUGACGAUUCUGAAUCCGUCGCCCGGUACCUGGGUACUGACGCGCUCUGCAACUAGACAGUGGGAGGUCAACGUGACUGUGUACAGCGAUUUAGAUAUAGACUUUCAGCUUAUAGAGACGGACGACUCUGGGAUAUACUACGUAUCCAACAGAAACCCAAUAAUAGGUGAGACAUACACACUGGCCAUUGUCGUCUACAAUCUGAACUCUUCCUCGACAUCCUUUGCUGUGAACAUUCUGGAUGAGGACGGGACGGUCACAUUCACUGCCCCAUUAAAUAUCACGUUUGGACUGGCUAAAAUAACUGGCUAUUUGUCAUUUGCGAUCCCUUCUACGACUUUUUACGUCCAGUUAAGUGGGAUUGACCAGAAUGGCUACCAGUUCAAAAGAAUGGUAGGGACAUUAGUCACUCCGGUCGCUGUGGAUUUGUUCGUACAGCCAAUUUUUGGAAACCUUGCUAUAGGGACACCUCAGGACGUUACCUAUACAAUACGUAACCUGGGUGACACUACAGAAACAUACACCGUUACUAUCGUCGAUGAUAAGGGACGCGUCUUGUCUCCAUCGUCAAGACAUCACAGUGUCAACGCAGGGAAUAACAUAACUGGCACCUUUCAGUUAUCUAGCAUCGUCGAACUGGAGUACAUCACCUAUACAGUCAGCGCUAACGUUUAUGGAUCAUCCAUUGUUCUACAGUCAACGACAUACACAGCCAUGUUUACCGGGCCGUUCUGUUCGUCACUGAUGACGUCACCUAAAUGCAGUCAGGUCAAUGCCGAGAGUAGCAAUUGUUCGUCGUUUACGUGGUCUGCUACUGCUGUGUUUUCGUUUGACGUAUGGAUAUUCCAUGUCGCCGAUGACGUCACAAUAACCAUUGACGGUGUCGACAGGACACGUCUUCAUAUCACUGGCAAUUGCUGUGUACGAAAUUUUACAGUUAAUGCGUCCCAUCAACCGGAAGUGGUUGCCAGGUGUUACAGUUGGUAACAACAACGACGACGUCGUCUCAAUUGUUGGUUAAUGACGACUCUUCCAGCAAGGAUGAAGAUGAGGACAGAUAUUUAACUGAUGACACAGGUACUAAUAUCGGGCUGAUCGUUGGGGUGCUACUUGGAGUAGGCGUCCUCGUACUGGCUGUAACAGGCUUAUUGAAGUACGUCUUACGGAAAAAGAAUGCUUUGAAAGAUGAUGGCGUGAUAGAAAUUCAAGACGAAACGCAUGCCGACACUUCACAGAGCAUGCGAUUCGAUCCAAAGUUACUUGACUCCAAGUCACUGGACAUGAUGUUUACAUCGUUUCCGCCGGAGGAUACAAGGCUGAGUUAGAGCACCACUAAUCUUGGCGAAGGACGUGGACAAUCUCGAAUGCAGUAGAACAAGCAGUCAUAUACCAGCCUACCACAAGGAGCUAUGGCUAAUUAAUUUGAUUUCUCGGUUUUCCGUCUUUUGUGUUCCUCGAUCCGUAUUUAUCGAUCAGUAUUCCGUCAUCCGCAUUCUUCAUUCCGCAAUCCAUUCGUCGCAUAGAUUUAUAUUUAACUUGCUUGUGAUCAAUUAUCUUUGAAUUUUGUAUGUUUUUUUCUUCUAUCAUAUAUUCAACAUAUCUCAGUUACUGACUUGAACACGUGGAAUAUGUAGAAACAAAUACUAUGUUGACGUCAUUGGCAUAAUCUAUAUAGCGUCACAAUUGUCUUUCAAAUAGAGGGAACAGAUCCGGAAACAUAUUCCUUUCCGUUGGCGAGUCUUGGAUUGAAUAACAAGAUAAGAUAUACCGUGCCAUAUCUUCAUAUAUUCAAAAAAGGGGAAUAUUAUAUAGCACCCGGCAAUAAUCUUUAUAAAAUGAUUAUGUUUAUUAGGCCAUUACCUUGUGCUUUUUACUGUCUUCAUCUCGUUGUGUUAAGGAUUGAAUCUUGAUUUGGUCGAUUUCAUGAGGUCAUGAAUUGAGUUGCUCUUGAGACAAAUUCAACAUGAACUGCUUCGACCAAA